Molecule: messenger RNA, 1147 nt
Organism: Ctenocephalides felis (cat flea)
Lineage: Eukaryota; Metazoa; Arthropoda; Insecta; Siphonaptera; Pulicidae
Product: alpha-mannosidase 2-like
Exons: 8
Coding region: 1-1044 (347 amino acids)
Biological process (GO): protein deglycosylation; mannose metabolic process; N-glycan processing
Cellular component (GO): Golgi membrane
Molecular function (GO): carbohydrate binding; alpha-mannosidase activity
Source: RefSeq, a predicted model, not a curated record
AUGAUUUUCCCAGAGAGAUCCAUUCCACGAAGUUUAAUAUAUGGCGCUAGAAAAGGAGGUGAGAGAAGUGGAGCAUAUCUGUUUCUACCUGAUUUGCCUGCCCAGACCGUACAAAAUUCACUUGAUUCAAAAUCCGUUGUGGUUAUUAUUAAAGGACCGUUAGAAUCUAGAGUUCAGGUCAAUUUACCUUAUGUAUUGCAUGAAACAAUAAUGAGGACAAUUCAGUCUUCUGACCUAGAAAUGAAGAAUCUACAAUAUUGGAAAUACGAACACUUGGUGUUUGCUAAUACCCAUAAUGCGGAAUUAGCUAUGAGAAUUGCUACCGACAUUUCAAACAAAGAUGAAUUCUUUACUGAUUUGAAUGGUUUGCAGAUGAUUAGAAGAAAGCGUUUUGAUAAAUUACCUUUGCAAGCAAAUUAUUAUCCUGUACCAUCCGCCAUGUUUCUUCAGGAUGAAACUAGAAGGAUGACAUUGAUAUCUGGACAACCUUUAGGAGGAACAUCACCUCGAUCUGGCACUUUAGAGAUAAUGCAAGACAGACGUUUGAAUCAAGAUGAUAAUAGAGUGGAAGCAGUGAGAGCAGCACGACGAAGAACCAGCAAAUCCGCUGGAUAUUUGUCUAAGGAAGCAUUAUUGCAGAGAGACUUAAUGCACUAUCCAAUUGACAAAAUGUUGUAUUCACAGGAUGGUUGGCCUGAACAUAUGUUAAGAGAGUCUUCAAUAACCAAAAAUCCAUCAGAUUCAUUACCUCCGGGCAAACUACCUACAGAUGUAUUCCUUGCAUCAGUAUUAGUAGAAGAAAAUACACCUUCUGCUACAACAAUUGGAGUUCUAAUGCAUAAACCUCAACACGACUCCUGUAUAAGACAACAAAAUGAUGAUGAUUCAAUGAUGAAUUUUUCAACAUUGUUUAAUGUUCGAAGACCAAAAUCUUAUGUCGAAACGACUAUUACAUUUUUGAAAACAUUAAGCGAAGCUAAAAGUGCUUUCUCUCCAUUAAGAUUUUGCCCCAUGGACAUCAAGGCAGUGCAUGUUAAUUUUUGAGUGGUAUACAAAUAAUAAUAAGCAUAAAGAAUUAAUAAGCACCAGUGAUUUAUUUUUAAUUUAUUGUUGUAUUGUGUUGUGCGUGUACAGAAUGUUUGAGCAG